Molecule: messenger RNA, 2471 nt
Organism: Hippoglossus stenolepis (Pacific halibut)
Lineage: Eukaryota; Metazoa; Chordata; Actinopteri; Pleuronectiformes; Pleuronectidae
Exons: 10
Coding region: 194-1189 (331 amino acids)
Biological process (GO): protein import into mitochondrial matrix
Cellular component (GO): mitochondrial outer membrane; mitochondrial outer membrane translocase complex
Molecular function (GO): transmembrane protein transporter activity
Source: RefSeq, a predicted model, not a curated record
ACAUCUGGAGGAGGGAGCCCCACUCACAGCAUCAGUUCAUCCCAGCAUCACCUGCCAUCGUUUACUGAAGGGUUUAUUGAAGAAGAACGUCCAGCUGACAGUUUAUCUGAUGUGCAGCGAUCAGUUCCGCCCGGAAUUCUAAGGCGUUUUGAUCGCAUCGGACGUAGGUAGCAACGUGAAGUGUUACACCCACAUGGGCAGCGUCCUGGCUUUGACCUGUGGUCCGGGCCAUCAGAACUGGCCUUUCUCCACGGACCCCCCUCCUCCUCGCUGGGACACACAUCCUGCUCACUGGGACAGUCCACCGCGCUGGGAAAGGAGAGAUGGCCGCCUGCCCAACCCAGGCAGCUUUCACUCUCUCCACAGAAGCUGCAAAGAUGUUUUUCCUCAACAGAUUGAAGGAGUUAAGAUGAUCCUCAAUAAAACUCUGAGCAGCUUCUUCAAGGCCAGUCAUACUCUGCAUCUCAGUGCUGUUAAUCCUUCGCACUACCGGUUCCACGUGGAGCAUCUGCAGUCUGAUGAUUACAGCAAAGACAAGGAUGCCCCAGCACUGAUCGGUGAGAUGGACUCUUCAGGUAGCCUGAACGCUCACGCUCUGGUGCAUCUCACUGAGCGUGUACGAGCCAGGUCCGUCUUCCAGACUCAGCAGUCCCAAUUUGUAACGUGGCAGUUUGAGACCGAGUACAGAGGGAAUGACUUCACUGCCGCUGUGACAGUAGCCAACCCGGACGUCCUCAGAGAGUCAGUUAUCCUUGUGGCACACUUCCUGCAGAGUGUGUCUUCUGGACUGGUGUUAGGAGGGGAGCUGGUCUACCAUCGCGGCAGAGCGGAGGAAGGAGGAAUUCUUACUUUGGCUGGACAGUACUCUCGACCAAACUGGGUGGCGACACUGAAUGCGGGAAAAGGAGGUGCCCACGCCAGCUACUAUCACAGAGCUAACAAACAGAUCCAAGUGGGAGUGGAGUUUGAAGCCAGUACCAGGACACAAGAGACCACAGCCUCGUUUGGGUAUCAGAUGGAACUCCCAGAGGCCAACAUGGUGUUUCGAGGUAUGAUAAACAGUCGGUGUAUAAUAGGAGGCGUGUUGGAGAAGCGCCUGACCCCACUCCCUGCCACCUUGAUCAUGGGUGCCUUUGUAAAUCACAGAGGUGACAAGCUGCAAGUGGGGCUCGGUGUCAAUGUGGGAUAAUCCUCCACUAACCCCUGCUGGUAAUACAGCCCAACGUGGGGAGGACCGUCCAGGGACCCGUUCGAGAGGCUUCACAAUAACCCAACCUUCCAAGUUUUAUCUACUUCGGUAAAACACUUGGAACCAGCAGAGUAUUGUGGAUUUGUUUUAGGGUGUUGAAGCCCAAAAUGUUUCCUUAAAACGAUGCAUCGAAUCUUGCAACCUACCUCUUGAAAUGGUGAUGAUGUUCUCUGAUGGCGACAAGAGGAUUACACAGACUGGAUUAACAUUUGAGGGGCUCCACUUAUGUGACUUGAGAUGAGUUUUCUUCUCCCUGAAACCAGACUGGACACCACCUUCUGGACAAUGGAAACCGAAAGGAUAAGAGACAUACUGUACUUUCAACUGAAAAUAAUAUACAAUUUUAUACUGUAGCUAGACAUAAAGAAAAUAUAUGUUUAAAGAUUGCAUUCAAAGCUAUUUAUGUUUUUAUGUCUUAGACCAUUAACUAUGGUUUGUGUAUACCUGAACUGGAUGUUGACAAUUUUCUCCAGCACAUUAUUGUGGUUUGUAAGAGCAAUACAUAAUUUUCCCCAUCAUCCAGGCAGCCACUGGUUUAUAUUUGUGCCAGUGUAAUAAAAAAAAUAAACUCAGGCAAACAGCAAAACUGAAUCUGUGCAAGGCAAAAUUUUAAAGCAUCCGAUUGCUUGAAUGCACCAACAUGUAUGAGGUUUGAAAGAGUUGCUGCCCCACAGUAUUACCACAUGAUAGUAACAGAGGAAAAAUAUAGAAGAUUAAAUGUAAUUAUCUUCAGACAGUUUCAGUGAGAUGGUUUUUACCAACUAAAGCUUUAGAGGAUCAAUUUAGAAACAAAAGUGUUCAGCAGGAACUUAGUAAUAACUCUUGGGUGAUGCUGAAACAUUAUGAACCCUAAAACCAUGCGUUUGAUUCUGUGUGAUUGUCAUCUUUUCUUUGCCAGGGUAUAAAAGUAUAUGAGUGUUCCCCACAGGAACAAAUGAACCGUUGUGCUGCGCAUCAUGUUAACCCCAGGUGAGGGUUGUGUGAGCAGCUGUGCUCGGUAACUCCAUUGAACCGGUACUCUUCUGUAUGUGAUCAUGUGGAAACUCUGACCUGUAUGCAACCUGCACUACCCACGCUGCUUCUGGGCAUUUCCAGUCCUAUUUAACAAUUUCAAUGUUUUGAAUGUAUAAUUUAUACAUAAUGUAUUAUAGGCAUGGAGAGAGGUGGAGGGGAAUGACUGUAUUUUGGGGCUUAAUUUAAUAAAGAUGUUAUUUAUAUUAUA